Molecule: messenger RNA, 2401 nt
Organism: Drosophila sulfurigaster albostrigata
Lineage: Eukaryota; Metazoa; Arthropoda; Insecta; Diptera; Drosophilidae
Gene: Cpsf6
Product: cleavage and polyadenylation specificity factor subunit 6
Exons: 7
Coding region: 349-2334 (661 amino acids)
Biological process (GO): mRNA alternative polyadenylation
Cellular component (GO): mRNA cleavage and polyadenylation specificity factor complex
Molecular function (GO): mRNA binding
Source: RefSeq, a predicted model, not a curated record
GCACACCUCCGCCAUUUUAGCUGUAGCUGCAGAAAAUUUUUUCGCAACACAAGAAACGCCGUGUUGUUUAUAAUGUAAAUAUAAAAUAUAUGUAUAUAACGCAUAUACACGUAACAAUAAAAUAAGAGAUUAAUUGUCAACAACGGUCGCUACUUGCAAUUGUACGUUUGCCGCUUGCCGGUGGCUUGGCCCUGCUUGCUUAACUGUACGAGCUACGAGCGGCUUGCGAUUGUGAGCGUGUGUGCGUGCGUGUGACUAAAAGUGAAAAAUAAAGUGAGCACCUCUAAAUAAAUAAGUUGGUCGCGUGUGUUUUGAAUUAGAUUUGGUGCAUUUAUAGCUCACGCAACCAUGGCCGACGGCGUGGUGCUGGACUUGUAUGCUGAGGAUUUGGACAAAGAUUUCGCCGGGCAAGCGCAGGAUGAAUUCGGUGGUGAUGGGGUCGAUUUGUACGAUGACAUCGGAGGACCAACUGAACCCGUAGCUUCGAGCGGCGGUGGCGGUGGCGGGACUCCGACCGGAGAAGGCACCUCCGGCCCAGGCAGCGUCGACGGAUCAUCGGGUGGCGUUGGACCCAAUGGAGUUUACCAUCAGGGUAGUGGUAGUCAAACUCCAACGAUGAAUCGCCGCUAUCAGCUGUAUGUGGGCAAUCUGACAUGGUGGACCACGGAUCAGGACAUCUCGAAUGCUUUGCGUGACAUUGGCGUCAACGAUCUGCAAGAAGUGAAAUUUUUUGAGAAUCGUGCGAAUGGCCAAUCGAAAGGCUUCAGCGUUAUAUCGCUCGGUUCCGAGCCUAGUCUACGCACCGUGCUCGACCAAUUGCCCAAAAAGGAGAUGCAUGGGCAGACUGUAGUGGUCACCUAUCCAAGCAAGCAGGCGCUCACGCAAUUCGAGAGUCUGCAGAAGACACGUCCAGUGCCGCCACCAAAUAUGGGCGGUCCCAUGCCACCACAUCCCGGUGCACCGCAAGGAGUGCCGCCAGGGCAUACGCCGCGAAUGAAUCCCAACAUACCGCCUGGUCAGUAUCGACCGCAUAUGUCGCAAGUGCCGCAGGUGGGACCCAACUCCGGACCACCACGCAUGCAGCCGCGUACGGUCAACCAGAACGUGGUCAGCCAGACCGGUGUCAUCUAUGGGAAUAAGCAGGGUGGUGGCCCAAUGCCGCCUCAUCCCGGCGUGCCACAAGGCGUACCGCCAGGCCAUGCGCCACGAAUGAAUCCCAACAUGCCGCCUGGUCAAUACAGGCCCCACAUGUCGCAAGUGCCGCAGGUGGGACCCAACUCUGGACCACCACGCAUGCCGUUCCAAGGAGGUCCAAUGGGUAUGCCAGUACGUGGACCAGGACCCGGUCCUGAUUGGCGCCGUCCACUAAUGCAUGGAGGCUUUCCACCGCAUAUGCAGGGCCCGCCACGUCCUCAAAUGGGUCCGGGACCACCACCCGGCUUGGGUGGACCACAUGGCGCACCUGCACCUCAUGUGAAUCCAGCAUUCUUCAAUCAACCCGGCGGCCCACCACCGCAUCCGGGUAUGGGAGGACCACCGCAUGGUCAGCCCGGACCACAGCCAGGCAUGAAUAUGCCACCACAGCACGGACCACCGCCUCACUUUGCACAACAGGGCGGGCCACGCAAUCCUUGGCCAGGUCCACCACAAGGCAAGCCACCGGGAGCAUUCCCUGAUCCACAGCAAAUGGGUCCGCAGCUAACGGAGGUGGAAUUCGAAGAGGUUAUGAGCAGAAAUCGCACGGUCAGCAGCUCGGCAAUUGCCAGAGCUGUUUCGGAUGCUGCAGCUGGCGAAUAUUCGAGCGCCAUCGAGACGCUGGUUACUGCCAUUUCGUUGAUUAAGCAAUCCAAAGUUGCGCACGAUGAGCGCUGUAAGAUUUUGAUAAGUUCGCUGCAGGACACGCUGCAUGGCAUCGAAGCCAAGAGUUAUAAUCGUCGUGAGCGUUCGCGCUCACGAGAUCGUUCCCAUCGCAGCCGGCAGCGUCGGGAACGGUCAACUUCACGUUAUCGUGAGCGCUCACGUGAACGAGAACGUGAUCGCGAUCGUGAGCGUGAACGUGAUGGAGGUUACCGAGAACGUUCACGCAGUCGUGAGCGUGAGCGGCAGGCGCCGGAUCAUUAUAGGGACGAUAGCAGCAGCCGAUCCGCACGACCACGUAAGUCCCCGGAGCCAGUUGUUGCCGAAACAACGGAAGCAGCCUCAUCAAAGCGAUACUACGAGGAACGGGAACGCUAUCGUUCAUCGGAUCGGGAGCGACGUGAUCGGGAUCGAGACCGUGAGCGUGAGCGCGAACGUGAUCGGGAUAGACGUGAGGAACAUCGUUCAAGGCAUUGAUUGCUCGAAAAGCGAUAGCAAAAGUAACAAACUAUAUACCUACACACACACACACACAUAAAAACAC